AUGGGCUCAACAACCGCAACAGCCCCUAUUCGUCUCGCAAUCUUGGAGGCAGACACGCCCGUCCCAAACGCCAACGCCAAGUAUCACGGCUACAGGGGCGUCUUCACCGAUCUCUUCCGGCGCGCCCUCGCCCCAGAACCGCUGGAGGCCCACCUCGCCAUCAAGGGCUACGACGUGGUCAAUGAGCCGGAUACGUACCCGGACCUGGAGUCCGUGGACGCCGUCCUCAUCAGCGGGUCCAAGCACUCGGCGUACCUGGACGACGAGUGGAUCGUGAAGCUGGUCGCGUUCACGCGCAAGGCCCUGGCUACCAACGGAAGGGUCAAGGUGGUGGGCAUCUGCUUCGGCCACCAGAUCGUCGGCCGGGCGCUGGGCGUCAAGGUGGACCGCAACGAGAAGGGGUGGGAGGUCAGUGUGACGGAAAUCAAGCUGAGUGAGACGGGGAGGGCAGUGUUUGGGUCUGACACGCUGAAAAUUCACCAAAUGCACCGUGACAUCGUCUUCUCAAAUCCCGAAGGCGCGCAGAACCUGGGGGAGAACAACGUCUGUGCGACGCAGGGCUUCCUCCUCCCAGGUAAGGCAAUCACGGUGCAAGGGCACCCAGAGUUCACGGACGACAUCAUAAGCGAGAUCCUUGAGCUCAGGCACGACACAAAGGUCUUCACUGACGAGGUGUACACCUCGGGCGUGGCGAGGGCGAAGAACGAUCACGACGGUGUGAAGAUAGCGCAAGCAUUUUUGCGAUUUAUACAGGGCCAAGAGACCAUCUCAGCCUAA
Messenger RNA from Diaporthe amygdali, 777 nucleotides. RefSeq lists its product as uncharacterized. Lineage: Eukaryota; Fungi; Ascomycota; Sordariomycetes; Diaporthales; Diaporthaceae. Bases 1 to 777 code for a protein of 258 amino acids. Gene Ontology annotation, cellular component: cytosol; nucleus. The record is from RefSeq and is a predicted model, not a curated record. The transcript is spliced from 2 exons.